AUAUAAGAUCUAAUUACAAAUUUUUUAAAUUUAGAGACCAAAUUAAAAAAAUUAUGGCCUGUAUUAAUUUAUUACACGAAUAUGAAUUAUGAUAGAUAUGUAUUUCAUGCAGAGAGAUAAUAAUCUACCAGCAGUAUCAUAGUGAUGUCACCAUUACUGGGGAUGAUGUGGUUUUGAUUCUCAGUAGAGUAUUAUUUUUGUGUCAAUAGUUUUAUAACAACAGAAAAAUGGAGUCUGCAUGCAGACUUCCAUUGCAAGGUACUUCACCUACUUUCCAUUAUUGGCGUUCAACUUUUGACUAGUAAUAUGGUAUGGACACCCACUACUAAACUACAAAAACACCCUUAACAAGUUCUCAAAACUGCUAAUCACUUGUUCAGGAAAUUAAAGAUAGGGUGUUUGGCCUACUUCCUCAUUUUUGUAAAAGAGCCAAUUUCUGGUUAUCUAUUGCUUGAACUUUUGUUUUGUCUUCUUUUAUCUUUUCAAACUACAAUCAUAAACCCCAUUAUAAAAAAAAUAGCAUAUUUUCGUGUAACUUUUCCACAAUACAUACCUACCAACAACUUUGAAAUUUCCUCUGAAUGCCUCCGUUAGACUCCACACAAUUUCUCUUCUCUCUUUUCUUCAUCCUUUUCAAAUCUCCAAAACCAAAUGAUCCUUCAAAUCUCUAUCCAUUGCAAUAAACCUCAACUAUGCAUUAUUACCACUAUCUUCUUCUUGGCUACCAUUGUUUUAUCAUCUAAUCCAAAAUUUGAGGCCUGCACCCCUAGAAGCUGUGGUGCUGGCCCACCCAUUAAGUAUCCUUUCUGGAUUCCUUAUGAACAGGAAUCAUUUUGUGGCUACCCUGAAUUUGAGAUCACCUGCAUUGACAAAAAUCCAAUUCUCAGAACUUCUAACAAUGAUUUGUUAGUGAAAGAUAUCUCUUACUCCAACUCUUCAUUUACUGUGGCCAACAUAGCUGUCUAUGAGGACAAGUGUCCUGUUCCCAUGUAUAAUUACAGCCUUGAUCAAACUCCAUUUACCUACAGUUCAGAAAAUUGGAAUCUCUCUUUCUUCUACAAUUGUACCACAGAACCCAUAGAUUAUCCCACUUACAAAGUAGAUUGUGCUAAAAAUGCUACACAUUAUUCUUUUGCGGUUUUUCACAAGGAGGCACUGGAACACAAAAACUAUUCCUUGAAUGAGUGUCAGUUUAUGGUUAAUGUGCCAUUGAACAUGAAUGCUGCUGUUAAUUUCACUAGCUUGUUGCGAAUGAAUUACACUGAGAUUUUGAAGAUGGGGUUUCUUUUGAACUGGACUGCACCUGAUUGCCAGAACUGUGAGAAAAGUGGUGGACGUUGUGGGUUUGUUGGCAAUAAGUUCCUCUGCUUCUGCAAGGAUAAGUCCUACUUAAAAAGUUGUGGUAAUGGCACGUUGAAUUUGCCUAGGAAAAUCAUUAUAGGUGUUGGUUCUGCUGUGGUGGGAGCACUUGCAGUGGGCAUUGGCGUCUAUCUCUAUUGGCGUAGAAAGAAGAAUAGUUAUGUCACAUAUAUACAAUCUAGGAGCCUCUCUUUUGAUCCAUCUUUAAAAGACACUGAGAAGGGAACUCAAAGCUUUACUCAAAGCUUUGUACAUGGGAUGCACCUCUUCUCCUAUGAUGAACUUGAAGAGGCCACAAAUUACUUUGACUCAUCUAAAGAACUUGGAGAAGGGGGCUUUGGGACAGUGUAUUAUGGCAAACUGCGGGAUGGGCGUUCUGUUGCAGUGAAGAGGUUGUAUGAGAACAACUACAGGAGAGUUGAGCAGUUCAUGAAUGAAAUUAAAAUCCUAGCUCUGUUAAAACAUCCAAAUCUUGUGUCAUUAUAUGGAUGCACCUCUCGCCACAGCCGUGAACUUCUGCUUGUAUACGAGUACAUUCCUAAUGGAACUGUUGCUGAUCAUCUUCAUAGUGAGCGAUCCAAACCUGGAACACUCCCUUGGCUCAUUAGAAUGAAUAUUGCUGUGGAGACUGCAAGUGCACUCACAUAUCUUCAUGUUAAAGACAUCAUCCACAGAGAUGUGAAAACCAACAACAUUCUCCUCGACAGUAACUUUCGUGUCAAAGUGGCAGAUUUUGGACUCUCACGUCUUUUUCCAGAACAUGUCACCCAUGUUUCAACAGCUCCACAAGGGACUCCAGGUUAUGUGGAUCCAGAGUACCAUGAGUGCUACCAGCUUACUAACAAAAGUGAUGUCUAUAGCUUUGGAGUGGUGUUGGUUGAGCUGAUAUCAUCUUUGCCUGCUGUUGAUAUCACAAGGCAUAGACAUGAAAUCAAUUUGGCCAACAUGGCCAUCAACAAGAUUCACAGUCAGGCACUGCAUGAGCUUGUGGACCCUACCCUUGGGUUUGAAUCAGAUUUCAAGGUAAGGAAAAUGAUAAAUGCUGUGGCUGAGUUAGCAUUUCAGUGCUUGCAGAGUUCCAAAGACAUGAGACCUUCUAUGGAAGAAGUGUUUGAUACUCUGAAGGAUAUACAGAGUGAUGGCAAACACAAAAGCCAGCCUGAGGUAAUGGAUAUCUCAAGCACUGCUGAUGAUGUUGUGUUGCUGAAGGAUAACCCUCCUCCACCAUCACCUGAUUCUAAUGCCGUGAGCAAGUCAACAACACCAAAUGCUAGUGGAUAAGUGGACCUUCUUUAACCUUAUCCAAAAUUUAAGUAAACAGUUAGAAUCACACUAGUAGCAUCCACCCAUUUACAGCCUGCAUUAUGUCAUCUGCUGAUGAAGAUAACUUUAAAGAUUGAGAUGUAUAUAUAGAUGAUAAAGCUGCUUUGCCUAUGAAUUUUCAUCUUUUUAAUAAUUAUAGUUAUAUAAUAUUAAUUU
Messenger RNA from Cajanus cajan (pigeon pea), 2838 nucleotides. Its product is annotated as LEAF RUST 10 DISEASE-RESISTANCE LOCUS RECEPTOR-LIKE PROTEIN KINASE-like 1.2. The record is from RefSeq and is a predicted model, not a curated record. Gene Ontology annotation, molecular function: protein kinase activity; ATP binding; polysaccharide binding. Gene Ontology annotation, biological process: protein phosphorylation. Lineage: Eukaryota; Viridiplantae; Streptophyta; Magnoliopsida; Fabales; Fabaceae.